GUGACCAGGGCUGAAGGUCUGAAGGGUGGGGCCCGUCGAGUAUAUAAACCCCGGGUUGCAGAACUGAGACACCACAUUCUUUUCUCCGCUGUGACAGAGGGAAACCGAAUCCACUACCCAUUCAAGAUGAUGAAGCUUGUCGUCCUGGCCAUGGCACUGACCGCCGUGUCAGCUGGCACCGUCUUCACCGGCCUCCCAUUGACGCACGGUGCCCUCACCUACUCCGGACUGCCACUCGCCACUUCCGGUCUGCCACUCGCCACUUCCGGUCUGCCACUCGCCACCUCCCACUUCGGCGCUCCCAUCUCCCAAGUCGUUCCCACCACCUACCUCGCCGGCGCCGCCCCGGCCCUGGUCCAACCUGCUCCCUACCAGAUCCACACCGGAGUCCGCGCCGAAGUCGCCGUCGAGCCCGUCGAACAACACGGCUACGUCAUCAAGUACUAAGAAGAAGAAGACCUAAGGACACGGCCAUUCAUCAGCCAUGAUUUAGAAUAAAUUUAAAAAAAAAAACCAUCGAGAAAAGAAUAUCACCGGUAUACCAGCGUAUGUACACGACCACGCCGCGCCAUCGCGGAUGGACGAUCAUCGUAACACCAUCAGGAACGCUCGUGAGCGUUCGUGAGCGUUCGUUCUCUGGGUUAAUGCUCGGAGUUGAAAGGGAUUUGUAACCUUUCGGUCGGAGUAGAACCCACGAGGGCGAUCUGCUCAGGGGGGCGAUAGCCUUCGUCAUCUUUGUUCUGUAAAUCCACGCCAGGAUUCUAUUUUUUUCCCUCUCUGUACAGUAUUUGUAAAUACAUAUUUAUAAAACACGA
Molecule: messenger RNA, 815 nt
Organism: Macrobrachium nipponense
Lineage: Eukaryota; Metazoa; Arthropoda; Malacostraca; Decapoda; Palaemonidae
Exons: 2
Coding region: 127-447 (106 amino acids)
Source: RefSeq, a predicted model, not a curated record